CAAAACAACUCGCAGAGUUUUGGUUGGCGAUUCGCAAAAUGAGUGCUCUCUUCAACUUCCAAAGUCUGCUGUCGGUGGUGCUGCUGAUCGUGUGCACCUGCACCUACUUGCGCUCCCUAUUUCCCAGUUUCAUCGAUCGCAACAAGUCGGGUAUGCUUGGUCUGUUUUGGAAGUUUGCGCGGAUCGGUGAACGAAAAUCUCCCUACGUUUCGGUGGCGUGUCUCGUGAUGGCAUUUUCGAUAUUAUUCUGGUCCUAGCCCUAUUUUCGAGAUAUCAUCGAUGUACUACUGAUGGAUUUAAAUUAAACAUUGCCAACAACACCCCGUA
Messenger RNA from Anopheles aquasalis, 327 nucleotides. RefSeq names its product transmembrane protein 167A-like protein ksh (gene ksh). Lineage: Eukaryota; Metazoa; Arthropoda; Insecta; Diptera; Culicidae. The record is from RefSeq and is a predicted model, not a curated record.